This is a messenger RNA of Cottoperca gobio, 1538 nucleotides long. RefSeq names its product insulin-like growth factor-binding protein 3. Gene Ontology annotation, molecular function: fibronectin binding; insulin-like growth factor I binding; insulin-like growth factor II binding. The record is from RefSeq and is a predicted model, not a curated record. The transcript is spliced from 4 exons. The coding region runs from base 146 to 715 and encodes 189 amino acids. Gene Ontology annotation, cellular component: extracellular region. NCBI's taxonomy places the organism in Eukaryota, Metazoa, Chordata, Actinopteri, Perciformes, Bovichtidae. Gene Ontology annotation, biological process: regulation of insulin-like growth factor receptor signaling pathway.
UGACAGCCUCAUUAUCACUUUGUCUGGGCUUGAGGGAAUUACUAUCCACCUAAGAGCAAAAGAGGGAUCAGAAGUCCCCAAUCAGCAAGUCAGUUGUAGGACACUGGACUGUUACCAUUUAUUAGUGGACAACUUUCAGUGAGAGAUGAUUCUGUAUUUAAACAUCCUGGUGCUGCUCCUCCUGCAGCCAGCUCUGUCAAGCCCAAUGCCGCUGACCACACCGUCCAGAGGAUGUCCCACCUGUAAAUCAAAGACAACACAGAGUCAGCUGGCUGUAGAUUUAAAUGCCACCGCUCCGGCCUUUGGAGAACCGUGUGGCGUCUACACUCUGAGCUGCGCCCAAGGUCUGCGGUGUGCACCUUCAGAGGAUGAGCUGAGGCCCCUCCGUGCCCUGCUGGAAGGCAGGGGAGUCUGCAGUAAUGCCAGUGGCCCCAACCCGACUGAAAAUGUCCGUACUGUAGACCCAGCAACUACUGUGGAUCCAGAUGAGCCUCCAUGUCGUAAACUGCUAACUACACUCAUCCAAGGUCUUGAUGCCCACUUAUUUAAGUCGCAUCAUGACAUCUACAUGCCCAACUGUGACAAGCGUGGUUUCUUCAGAAAGAAGCAGUGUUGGUCGUCUCGAGGUAAGCGGCGUGGCAAGUGCUGGUGUGUGGAUCAGAAGGGCAUGCCAGUCUCCUCAAACACUAAACAGAAGGGAGGCCUAAGUUGUUGAAAUGCAUGAAGCGUGGAAUGAAGCAGAGGAGGCUGAAGCUUCAUUACGGAUACGAGAUAAAAAAUGAAGGAACACCACACAGAGUCUAAAGGCUCUCAACAAAGUCUCACAUUUCAUUCUCCACCAGCCAGAAACAGCUCUCCACCAAUGAAAACCUGUUUCCAAAUCAGGUGUAACUUUGUCUCCUUGCGCCCUCUACUGAACAUAUUAAGACUGUAUUUAUUAUACCUUUCUUUCAUUUCUGGUUAUAUGAGAUGUAGAUGUACACAAAAUCUAAUUUAUAUUAACAAGGGAAGUUAUCUAGACAAGUGUCACAUUGCAGCACAAGUUGCAGAGACCAACAGUUUAAAAUACACAUAUUCAAGUUUUUAAAAACCAUUUUAACUCCAUUAAUAUUUCAAUCCAUCAACCAAUAUCGGGAACAAUAUGAUUUGUAUCAAUGUAUCAUAUUUAAUACGUAUUUUUUAAGUUUAGUUUUUUUACUUUGAAACCACUCUAAUUGUAUUACUGUAAUUGUUGUAGAUAAUCUCUCGAUGUAAUCCUAUUUAUGUUACUUUGAUAUUCUAUUUAUGUUAAUAUUGGUAGUAAUUUGAAUAAGUAAUUUAUCAGUGGUUGCCCAUUAGAGCAGACACGUGAGGUAUUAUUUUAAAAACCUGAAUUUCUAAUGCAAUAUUAGAUGGGGGCAUUAUUAUUACGAUUUUGUUACUGGCGUUCAUGAAGAAAAUGUGCCUCUUGAACAAUAAAAGGGGAGGCGUGUUUAAGAAAGGUUAAAACUGAUAUUUUCACCUGUUUAUGCUUAAUAAAUCCUUCAAAUGACGAAAUA